Molecule: messenger RNA, 4863 nt
Organism: Cuculus canorus (common cuckoo)
Lineage: Eukaryota; Metazoa; Chordata; Aves; Cuculiformes; Cuculidae
Gene: SNAPC4
Product: small nuclear RNA activating complex polypeptide 4
Exons: 23
Coding region: 78-4706 (1542 amino acids)
Source: RefSeq, a predicted model, not a curated record
AUUGGCAGCCGGCGGGGGGCGGGGCUGCUCCGCGCCUGGGCGAGAGGCGCUCGCGCGCCGGCCUCACACGCCCCGCCAUGUCCCACCUGCCGGGCCCGCGCGGGGCUCCGCGCUCCCCCGGGGCCUUCGACCUGGAGGCGGAGCGGGAGCGGAUCCGGCGGGAGAUCGAGGAGCUGGAGCGGAGCCUGGGAACUGGCGGGGCCGUGUCCGACUGCAGCCUCAGCUCCGAUGAUGAUGAAGAUGACGACUCCGAUUCUCAUGGUGAAAUGGAAAUUGAAAGAGAAGGUGACACCAGUGAUGAUGACGUUGAAAGUCUGCCACAGGACCCAGAAACAUGUCUGCAGAUGAACCAUGUGUAUCAGGAGAUUAUCCAGGAAAAGCUUGAGGAGGUGGAGCUACUUCUCGCACAAAACAGAGAACAGGAGAAGGAAAUCACGUCUGAGCUCAGUGGUCCAAAAAUAGCAAAGGCAGGAGAUGGCAGAAAUCUACCAGCAAAUAUAUUUCUGGGUCAUUUUAUGAAGCCAUACUUCAAGGAUAAAACAACAGGAAUUGGUCCUCCUCCCAAUGAAGAUGCCAAGGAAAAGGCAGCUCAGGGCAUAAAAUCAUUUGAACAACUGCUGUCAACAAAAUGGAAAAGCCGAGAGAAGACGUUAUUGGAGAAAUCAAUAGUAAGUGACCGCUUGCAGCGCCUGCUUCAGCCAAAGUUAAUGAAGAUGAGUUAUUGGAAUCAGAAGCUGGAAAAAGUCAAGACUGAAAUGGAGAAGCAGGUCUUGGAAAAGCAAAUCAAAGAAGUGGAGCAAGAAAUACAGGAAAUUAACCAACUUCCAGAAGGUGACUUGAUAGGAAACAGAUUUGAUGAGCAUGACUGGGAGAAAAUUUCAAACAUCCACUUUGAUGGACAACGUAGUUCAGAAGAACUGAGGAAGUUCUGGCAAAAUUGGGAGCAUCCAAGCAUCAACAAAAAGGAAUGGACUGAGGAGGAAAUACAGAGGCUAAAGGAGAUAGCUGCUAAACACAGUUAUCUGGACUGGCAGACGAUAGCCCAGGAGCUGGGGACAAACAGGACUCCUUUCCAGUGCUUGCAGAAGUAUCAAAUCAAUCUAAAUAAAGAUUUGAAGAGGAAAGAAUGGACUAAAGAUGAGGAUCAGAUGCUUUUGGAGCUUGUUCAAGAGAUGAGAGUAGGAAGUCAUAUCCCAUACAAGAAAAUUGCUUAUUACAUGGAAGGAAGAGAUUCUGCUCAGCUGAUUUACCGAUGGACAAAGAGCGUGGACCCCAGCUUGAAGAAAGGGCCCUGGACACCAGAGGAAGAUGCUAUGCUGUUGGCUGCAGUUAAGAAGUAUGGAGCUCGUGACUGGUAUAAAAUUCGGACAGAAGUGCCAGGGAGGAGCGAUGCUCAGUGUAGAGAUCGGUACUUAAAAGCGUUGCACUGUGAUGUAAAGAAAGGCAAGUGGAGUUUAGAGGAAGAGGAGCAGCUGAUUGAACUGGUUCAAAAGCAUGGUCUGGGUCACUGGAGUAAAAUAGCUUCCGAAUUGACACAUCGGACUGGCUCCCAAUGUCUAAGCAAGUGGAAACUCAUGAUUGGGUCUAAGAAAAGAUCUAGGUCACCAAAGCACCACCAUGUGCAAGAGAGUUCCAGCUCUUCAGAGAGCAGCAGUGAAGACGAAGAACUGGACUUAUCAGACAGUUCAGAGGAGGAGACAACGAGCAAGGAAGAGUGUGCAAUUCCCAGCAUUGAUUUGUGGAUACCAACGCAGACAAAUACACAGGAGUCAAGCAAAGAACUGUAUCAAACUCCAUCCCUUUUCUCUCCCGUGAGUGCUGAUGUGAACACUAGUAGCAGUGAAUUUCCAAGUGAUGGAGACGCGGAUAAAUCGUCAGAGUUGAACACCCUCCUGAGGGGCAUUGCCCGUCCACAUUCAACGGACAUCACUGUGAAGAACCCAGUAGAAGUAAUAAACAAAGCUUCCAGAUGUGGAAAGCAAGUGCUGUGGGUUUCCCUGGACGAUGUGAGAAGAAUAUUAAGACAUAACACAUGCGUUCAGAGGAAGCUUAUACUACAAUCUUCUGCCACUGUUUUAAGAAAAAUGUCUGGCAUGAGUACUUCUGGUGGCCAGAAGCUUCCAGGGCUGCAGAACUUCACGGAGAAAACUAUUCGUCAAGAGAGAGAGCGUUGGAGAAGAAUGAACCUUGACAGAAAGCUGCUUAUGGCAGUGACACCUUGGGUGGGCAACGUACUGCUGCCUUGCACCUUGCAAACUGGGAAGAUGGCUUUUCAUCAAACGAAAGCUCAUUCUAUUCAAGAGAAGAUGAAGUCGAUCAGUCUCGCAAGCACUCCACUCUUCACACUGUUCAUUCAGCUCUUUCAGAUCGAUACCAAUGGCUGCAUGAAGAUUAUUCGUGAGAGGAGGCUACGGCAGUUGGAGCUGCUUAGGGCUAAUGCAAGAAGGCCUCAGCAGGCUUCCCAAAGUACGGAGACUUCUUCAGCCAAUUCUCCACAGUCUUGCACUCAAAGGAACUCCCAAAGGGGCAUACCAAGAAAUGCUGUCAGGAGACCUGUUGCCUUAAAAGCAAGGGAGACUUCUGCUGCUGUCUCAAAGAGCCUCGCUCCUGCCACUCAGGGAGCUCUUCCAGCCCAAGGGCAAAGGCAAAAGCCUAAAACUGUCUCAGAAUUACUGAGAGAGAAGCGGCUGAGAGAAUCUCGGGCUGAGAAAGCUGUGCAGAGGACAGUACUUGUUGCUCCACAGAUGCUGGUUUCGGGGCCUCUGAUAAUCCAGCAUCCACCACAGCAAAUCAUUCCUUCUGCAAACGCAGGGAGCAAACCUGCAGCAGCUGGCUGUGCAAAUAGCCCAGUGCAGUGUGCGCCAGCGCCAUUGCCAGCACAUGCUUCCCUUGCAGGUUCAACUACCACUGUUGUGCUUCAAAACCAUUCCUCAUCAGUGCCAGAAACUGGGGAAAGCCCUGAUUCCUCACAAGGGACAGAACUGCAGUCUAAUAGGGAACUAAAAGAGCAAUCGUCAGAAAGUAGCCCUGAAGGAAGGGUUUUUCCAGGCAUGAAUCCAGCUGCAGCAGAGAAGGCCCCAAAUCCGGGAGGGUGCAAUGGUCAGGUCCUUGCUGGAAGCUCAGCUUCAGUAGUGUUGCAAAACCAAGCUUUUGUGCCACAUCAAAUUACAGUGGUGCCUGUUGGCAUUGAGUCUGGCACCAACAAGUUGUCUCUUGCCACACCGGUUGCCUGUGAGCUGAAUAGUAACGGGCCACAACAGAGGCCGGUCAACCUAUUGCCUGCUGUUGUAACUCCACAAACUGGUUCUUCUUUGAUUGCCAACAGCAUACUGCCACUCACAUGGGUUGUAACACCACAAGCUUUGCUCCCUACUGCCGUACAAACACUGGUGGGUGUUCCCCAAGGACUGCCAGCUGCUGCUGUGGGAAGUCAGUGUUGGACAACUGUGACUUCCAGUGGCAACGUGUCUGGCUUAGCAGUGCCUCCGGUACUGGCUGCAGCAAAUACGCCUCACCCCAGCAGUGCAGAGACAAAAGCACCGAGCGCCCAGUUGACAGAAGGAAUUCCUCUGGGAAAGACAGCUGUCUGUUCCACGAUUCCUUUCCCUAUGACCUCGUCAAGUCCUGGAUGCACCACAUCCAGCGUUUCUUCUGCAACGCCUUUGUGUCCAGAUGGCUUCUCCAAGGCUUCUGACUCCUCUGCAGCUCAGACAGCUCCUCCAGCUGAUGCACCAGCUCUGCAUGCUGAGCUGCAGCCCCAGAGACCCACAAGCACUCCAGGGACUGAUUCCCAAUGUGUGUCGUGUCUCUCCAGCUUGGGAAAGAGACAUGAUUCCAUUACAACAAGUGGAUCAUCUUCCAAUCCAAGCAUUGCCACAGAAGGGAUUGUGUUCCAUCCAGGAGAUCCAGUUCCUCAUAACAACGUCCCAAGGAACACAGAUGGCUCUGCAGCACAAGCAUUGAAACAUAGACCUAUUGCCUCCAAGCCGCCGACUACACAGCCUGCUGCCAACCCACCCCAGCCAACAACUUCCAGUGCAGAAAAGAAUCCACUUGACUUCAGCAUGAUUUCCCUAGAAGAUGGUGAGCUGGUGAAGGAGUGGCUGAGUGGGAAACACGGUGUCCAGGUACCAUCACUGAAAACCAGGCUGCCUUAUUUGCCACCUUUUCUGUGCACUUUAAAAACCCUUUCGAAGCUACUUCUGCAGAAAGCAGCUCUGGAGGAGCGAGCGGCGUCUCUUCUGCCUUCUGAUGCCAGUCGAGAUGAGGGCACUGGGAUUGAUCUGAAUGCUAUCACAGAACUGGUGGAGCAGAAACUUGGCGAUAACCCUGCUUACCUCCUACUGAAAGCCAGAUUCCUAGCAGCCUUUACACUCCCAGCUGUACUGGCAACUCUGCCUCCUCCAAAAGUGGCGACAACUCUGUCAGCCAGCAGGAAACAAUUUGAAGAGAGUGACAAAGAGGAGUGGCAGAGUGAAAAGGAAGCAUCUGAGGAAGAGAGUUGUGAGAAUGAAUUAACGGGGGCAGGGUUGGAUCGGACAGUUGGUGAUGAGCCUGGAGACAAAGAUGCUGAUUUACUAAAUCAGGGCAUGGGAGCUGAGGAGAUGGCUGCACAAUCUGUCUUGGACUCCUGCUCUGAUGUGGCUGAUUCCAGUGCUCCUCAAAUCAGAAGAAGUACCCGCUUCAGGAAAAGGAGGAGGAUGUGAGAGGAAAUAUGUUAGUAGGAGUUGCUCGGAUGACGUCUGCCUUCCUACAUGGCAGUAGGAGAUGCUCUUUGCACUAUUCACUUUUGACACUUCAAACAAGCCAGUGGACCUGGGGAAGAGAGGGGAAUGGCUGGACUGGUUUUCCCAUCACCAAACA